Fonsecaea multimorphosa CBS 102226 is the source of this 5136-nucleotide messenger RNA. RefSeq lists its product as uncharacterized. Gene Ontology annotation, molecular function: transcription factor binding. The transcript is spliced from 3 exons. The coding region runs from base 1 to 5136 and encodes 1711 amino acids. Gene Ontology annotation, biological process: positive regulation of transcription by RNA polymerase II. The record is from RefSeq and is a predicted model, not a curated record. NCBI's taxonomy places the organism in Eukaryota, Fungi, Ascomycota, Eurotiomycetes, Chaetothyriales, Herpotrichiellaceae. Gene Ontology annotation, cellular component: nucleus.
AUGUCUGCAGGACCGGGUCUGUCCCGACAGAGAUCUAUCUCGGGCAGAUCGAAGGGAGUGAUACUUCCACCUGUCCCCCAGGCGAGGCUGUCUGGGGAAGACGCCGCCUUCGAACCUUGCGCAUCGACAGCCUCCCUUCUCCUCUUUGCCUACGGUUCGACGGUGAUAUGCCUGCACCAUGAUACUUUGGCUAUUGAGCGUCGGUUUGAAAAGCACUCAAAGGAUAUUCAAUUGAUAUCUGCCGAUAAUGUCAGCGAAACCGGAGCUGGAAGGCUGGUCAUCACCUACGAUGUGGGACGGACGGCCAUCGUUUGGGACUUGUUCACUGGCGAGCAGCUCUCCCGGUUUGUCUCGUAUGAAGCUUUGACAGUUGCGCAUUGGAUGAGAAACGGGAAUGUCGCCUUUGGCAAUGCCAAGGGCGAAGUGAUAUUGUUCGAGCCUGCAACGAGCGAACAUAUCUCGGCACGGACGAUAUUCGAUCCCAUCACGGCGAUAGCGCCGUCCUCGGACUGCAAAACUUAUGCCAUCGGAUACAAGAACGGCUCCAUACUGUUGGCGGCAUUACAGCCCUCAUUCACAAUUCUACACACUCUGACAACAUCCCGCGCACCCUCACCAAUCGUUUCUCUGACCUGGCACGCUUCAUCCUCGAAGCAGAAGUCGGACAUGCUCGCCACCCAAACGGCUGAUGGAGACCUGAGAGUCUGGAGCGUAUCCAAGCCACCCACGUCCGAGGCCCCCAGAGUUAUUCGCGUCUUAAAGCGUAUUGACACCUAUCUUCCGGGUCGAAACUGGAUUUCGUGGUCCAAAAAUGGGCGGAUCGUUCAAUUUAGCGAAGGCAAAACAUGGGCCUGGGACGUUCGAACCAAGCAUGUCACCUACGAACCUAUCCCGACGGUGGACGGAGUCAGAGCCAUUGCUUGUCACGGACCGACGGGCACCCUUUUUACGUUGGGACCAGACUAUACGGUACAACAAUACGAUGUUGAGAGGGCCAUUUUGGUUGCUAAUGUGCGGCAUUUGCCACUAACUGUCCCGCCGACCCCCCCAGAGGACAGAAGAGGGCCAAUAUGGACGACAUCUGAAAGCGAAGAAGAGCUGGCAUCACCUCUUGUCCGCGCCCGACGGGAACUACGUGCUUCAGAGGGAGCGAAGCAGGAACGGAACAAUAUUCCUAGCCCUCAAUCGACUCUCAGUUCGCAGAAUGGCGGCUUGAAGAAUGGAGCCAACGACAUCAUCUCCCCUGCUGGAAGAACGGAUUAUACAACUACAUCGUUCGAUACUGGCAUUCAGUCACAAUCAACAAUGAACCAACAGCCCAUGCAGCUCAUGGGCCAGCCUUACCAGCCUCAGUCCCCUGUCAAUGCAAGGGCGGCCAGGAAAGGUUCUCGUCUGAGGCAAGAAGUAAUCAUGAGUCCUGAAGAACAACCGGUCGCCGAACUCUUCCCUUACACUAGGGCUCGGUUGCACGAUGUCCCGUACCGACCCCCUCGAUCGCUCGAUGAAAGCCACAUGACUCCAGACGAUUUGCGGAGGCAGAUGCUGAGUGUCGUGUUUGGUUGGGAAGAAGAUAUCCACGACCUGAUCCGCGACGAGUUGAGCCGCCAUCCCAGCGAUAGCCAGACCGCCAUUUUCCUUGCCAAGUGGCUAGACGAAGAUCCUGACUACUUGGCCGAGAUCAUGGGCUCCACGGGAACCGUCUUCGGCCUGGACUGGAUGCUGCUGGCUUUGGGUACAAUUAGCAACCAGGUGGGGGCGAAGAAAAUCACCCAAGUCUUCAUUGAGAAGCUGCUGGCCAAAGGCGAUAGCCACGCCGCAGCUACCCUCCUGCUCGCACUUGGCGACAGGAGCGAUGCGAUCGAAGUCUAUGUGUCAAGGAAUCAGUACAUGGAGGCAGUCCUGCUGACCUGCCUUGUCGCACCAGACGACUGGCAGCGGCAAUCAUAUCUGGUGCGCCGAUGGGGGGAACACGUUGUCGAGAACUCGCAGCAAUCGCUAGCUAUCCGAUGCUUCUCGUGCACAGGUGUCGAACCUUCGGAUCCUUGGACUUCACCCAAUGCUCAACUAGCCACGAGAUCCGUCCUAGAACCAGUCUCGAGCCCACAAUCGGCCCACUUGCAGCCGUUGGAGCCGGCGGAGUAUCCUGCGAUCUUCCAGAAGACUUUGGAGAGACGACGGACACUCGAUGCCCCGACUCCAGUAGCCAUGCCUCCGCCGCAUAUUCUGUCAGCCAUCCAUCAACCACCCACGCCAUUCAGGACUGCUGCUGCUCAAGGAACAAGGAUUACGCCUCAAACCUCGGCUUUGAAACUCAUCACUUCCUUCGGGCCUCAACCGAGUAACAACUUUAAAUUCCCCGGACUCAAGCCUGAAGACCGAACACCGACUGUCGCUGCUGCUGUAACGCCUAUUGCUGAAUCUGCCAUUGAUAGGUCUGCUAUUUCACCUGGUGGCCUGGGUUCCUACCGCUUAAACAACAUCCGAAGCAUCAACAGCGCCCUCUCGGCCAAGACAGCAACGCCUGGCGGCUUCCAGCCAAGUCGACUGGCGGUCAUUGGGGAAACGCCUGUCGACGUCGAGACACCCCAGUAUUCAGGUGCUUUGCCGCAGAGAUCUAUAUCUGUACCCGCCGAGUUGACGUCUUCCAAGACGGCUGAGGGCGAGGAACAAGCUCCGGUCGUGAACGACGCACGAGCGAAGCAGGCCUUGACAUUGCUGACAUCCGCACGGUAUGAGCCAGUAGCCACCCCGGUGAAGGAAACACCCCAAACAGCUGUUGGACCACAGACCGUCAUCAAGUUUCCGGGGCCCGGUCCCCAGUACGAUGCCGGGCUAGAUCAUGAUGAGCGGCAUUUGGAUCCUCUGCGGACAAGAACUGGGUCGAAGAGUCGAAAGCCUGAUGGGCUUUCAAUCCAAACUGCUCACGUUUCGAACCAAGAAUUUCUGCCCUCUGCCAGCUACGGUGAUCCAAUUAGCAGACCUGCCACCACGGGAUCAUAUUCAAACACACAACUCGAUACCUCUGGAGACCUAACAAGUCCGCCGACUGGUGACAGUUUUCGGAGCGUCAAGAGUCCCAUCGUGACCGGUCGAAGCAUCGAUCAGUAUAUCAGUAGCCUUGAACAAGCUCAAUAUUAUACAAAGCAUUCUAGAGCUCGCGGUUACAGCAGCACUAGCAAGCAGUCGAGGGAUGACCAAUCAGAUCGGAAAAAGAGCAGAGCUAACAACAUGGACGACAGUGGUGAGAGAGAACCUCGACGAACCAUCUCUGCAGCUCAACGCUCGCCUUCUUCCCCGGUCCCGAUGUCACCAGAGGAUCUGCGGAUGUACAGCACCAGUGUCGAGAGCUUCGACUCGAUGUACAGUUCUAAUUUCUCUGGGAUUGACCGAUCAGAGACGCCUGGCAGCAUGUCCAAACUUAGUCGGCGUGGGUCUCAAUCAACUGCCAAAGGUGGCAAAUCCCGCAAGCGAUCGCACUCUAGACAUGCCACCACGAAGAGCAAGACGACCAGCCGGGGUGCUAGUCGGCAGCAAAGCCCAGACGCUGCAAUCUUUUCGCCCAGAGGUCGAAGCUCCUCGCGCAAAGAGAAUCUAGGGCACCGUUCUCCGUCAUCACCACGACCAAUGGUUCCUUCCGAAGAGGACCGACAAAGCCGCUUCGACCAAGAUUCGGCUCUGAGACUGGUUUCCAAAGACCGACACCGCCUGCAUCGAAGCACUAGUCGUCAACCACAUCGUGAUACAAGUGCAAGAAGAGACAGAUCACCCGAUCGCCGAAGAGUACGAGCCAGAUCUCGCAGUCGUCAAGCGGAAGAGGCUACGAGCCUGAGUCGGAAAGCAAGCCGUAGUGAUCAUCACCGCCGACAUCGCCGCCCAAGCGACGCACUGUAUGACCGCAGCGCCCACCCUGAUGAUCCUGAAGACGGCAGCACACUCAACAGUAUACUCGCAGCACAGGACAGGGUGCCAAGAUCUGCCAGUCAGCCUCAAUUUGCAUUGGAAGGAGAAAAGGGAGGGUUGCAAGCAGAGCCGCCGCAAGCCUCCAGGGAGCCUCUGACUCGCCGUCCCUCUGUGCCCAACGUACCAUUUUCAAGCGAGCUCGCUGCGCAAAAUAAACCGGCAUCGACAAGCAAUGCAAUACCGCCCCCAUUAACGAGGGCGUACACUUAUGACGGGCCGAUCACCACGUCUUCGUUCCAAGAGAAUGGCCCAGGGAGAGAAUUAUCCGGACUUGGGCUUACGAAAGAAAGGCCAGGAACGCCCAGAGCGAUGCAGGUCGAUGCCACAAUUCCAGAAGGUCAAGAAGUCCCACAAGUUCCUAGCAUGAGCGGUACAGAGCUUCUGAGCAGUGACGUUUAUCGGCCGCCCACCCGCGAAGACAUCAGUAGACCAGGUUCGGCCCGGGCACCUGCUUCGCUAGAAUUCCUAUCUCAGAUACCCAAGCAUCCCGCUUACAACCAACGCAUAGCGGGCAGCAGAUCAAGCAGCAAGGGACCCGAAGCUCGAGCAAAUUCGCGGAGUCGAGGCACAUCUCGCGACCGCACUGCGCGUGUGUCUCCGCGCGAAGUGCCCUCAGUAGCGACGUCCACUCCUCCCAUAGGGACUACUGAAACUGCGGUCUCUACAACCUUUACAGCAUCACCGCCACAACACCCGCCUAUUCUUCCAGAGUUGCAACAUCUCGCUGAACCACCUCCGCCCCCACCUCCUCCGCUUCUGCCGAAAGUGCUCCCCCACACUGGAGUCAGUCCUAAUCUCUCCAAUCUACGUGGGUUUGACCACGUGGAUGCGGCAAGCGUGCCUCUGCCCAUGUCCGCCUUCCCUCCGCACACCACAUUCCAGGAUAUGGCGGCGAUUACAAGCAACACAAUGCCUCUGUCUGCCGGCCCCUUAUCUUCAAGCGCAGGUCAUAGGCGAGGACGAUCUGGGAAUGAUAACCAAAGCGGUGGCUCAGGAGGCCAGCUUCUGAACAAACUGAGAAGCUUUACAGGUAGAGCGAGGUCUCCCAGUCGAGGUAGGAGAGGCGGUGAUGAUAAUCAAGCCAUGAGUCCUAGAAUGGUCGGAGUUGGCGAGAAUGUACAGCCGGCACCAUAUGAGAGCAUUCCGAACGCUAUGAUGGGAAGUGUUGGAUCUUGA